This is a messenger RNA of Cadophora gregata, 951 nucleotides long. RefSeq lists its product as uncharacterized. The transcript has a single exon. Bases 1 to 951 code for a protein of 316 amino acids. NCBI's taxonomy places the organism in Eukaryota, Fungi, Ascomycota, Leotiomycetes, Helotiales, Ploettnerulaceae. The record is from RefSeq and is a predicted model, not a curated record.
AUGAUUCAAAGCGAUCUGCCUCUGGAAAGUCGAGCUCGGAGACCCUUGGACGAGAUGGGAGAUAAUUCAGUUGUGAGCCCUUCAGCGGCGGAACAACCUCAUUUCUUUAUGAAACUCCCACUCGAACUUCGACUCCAAAUAUGGGAACGCAUCUGCUCUACUUCGCGUGUGGUCGACGUGUUUUCCAGUGGAACUGGCUGCGAGGCAUUGCAUAGUCUGGACGACAAAUUUCACGAUCUAUUUGGCGGCGAUCUACGAGUAGACUUCAAUGCCUCACACUGCCGACCACCAGCUGUUCUUCAUGUUUGUCAUGAAUCUCGCAUGGUAGGGUUACAAUUCUACACGCUAGCGUUUGGGAAAGCGCCAUUCUCAGCUACACCCCCAACUUCGUCGAAUAUAAGCUUCUCUUGUCAGAUCCAUAUGCCACCUCAUAUCUAUAUCAACUGGGACUGCGAUAUAGUGUGCCCAAUGGGUAACGAGACAAGAGACAUGAAGGAUAUGGAAGUACAGAUCUUGGAGAUCAAGGCCUCCAGCGGGAACAUGCUUCGUCAUUUGGCGAUCGACCCCCUCGCGCUCAAGAUCGAUGUUGGCUCGAAUCCAAUGGACACUCCGGUCGAUUACGAGGAGGAAUCUGAGCUGUCCUGGGCACAAUUGUUAAUGGGGUGUCCAAAACUGAAGGAAUUGAUUCUGUACCAUCUGCCCAAUAGUUAUCAUAUCCAUGGCCCACCAGUCGACCUGAUUCCCAUCUGUGAAGUUGAUGGCGAACAAGAGAUAGGUGCCGGGAUUUCGGAGUUGAAAGAUGUUAGAAACACCAUCUUCGAAUUGAUCGACAGAAUGGAGAAGACGCGGAAUGCUACCGACAAGCGAGCACUUUCUAAAGUUCAGGAGGCUUGGGUACCAUUUGCCGUGAGAAUAAUGGGUGUGGUAGCUGGCGGAAGUGAGACACGGUAG